GAUCUUUAGCACCAAUCCUUUAUCGUGACCAUCUGAUAUCGUUGACCAAGUCAUGGAGAGCGCCGAAGAGUUCGCAAAGAAGACCUUUGACUACAUCGUCGUCGGCGGAGGCCUCGUUGGCCUGGCACUUGCAACCCUGUUGGCUCGUGAUACCGCUGUCUCCGUCGGUGUUAUCGAAGCUGGUUCUAAGAAAGAUGACGAAACUAUAACGAUACCUGGCAUGGUUGCGAGAAGGCUCGGUGAUCCCGAGUACGACUGGGCACUAAAGACAACCCCGCAGAAGAAUGCCGACAAUCGUGAGAUGGCUAUUCAUAGAGGAAAGAUGCUAGGUGGAUCCGGCGGUUUGCAUUUCAUGAUCUUUACGAGAGGGUCUCGUGUAGAGUACGAUGGCUGGGAGAAGCUGGGAGUGAAAGGCUGGGGGUGGAAUGCCAUGCGUUCAGCCAUUGAUGCCUCCGAGGUGUGGACGCCACCGACGCAGAGCGCUGCGGCACAUCAUGCAGAUGCAGUCGCAGAGAGCCACGGGAAGGACGGAUAUAUCAAAACGUUCGCUUUUCCGGAACACUCGGAUCUCGUUCACCCAUACGUGAGCACGCUGAACGAGCUUGGCAUACCUACCAACAAGUCAGACUCCUCUGGUAACAACAUCGGCGUAUGGAGUGCAACGGGUUCCAUCGAUCCAAUUACAAAGGAGCGGAGCUGGAGCCCCAAUGCAUAUUACGAGAAGGUAUCCCAUCAAACCAAUAUAACGGUCCUGACGGGAGCGCGUGCCCAUCGAGUGCUCUUGAGCGACGGAGAGGGCGUCGACGUACGAGCAAUUGGCGUCAAGUAUUCCGUCGGCGGCCAAAAGUACACCGUCAAUGUUUCUCGCGAAGUCGUUUUAUCAGCAGGCGCACUGCAGACUCCUCAGCUUCUGGAACUUUCAGGUAUUGGCAAUCCUAAAUUACUGCGCGAGCUCGGCAUCCCUGUACAUGUCGACUUGCCGGGUGUGGGCGAGAACUUCCAGGAACACUACUCACUCACCGUUCACGGCGAACUCAAAAGCGCAGAUCACAUCUCGCCCGAAGCGCUUUUCAACCCCGAAUUCGCCAAAGCCGAGCUUGACAAGUACCACAAGACAAAGACGGGCAUGUUCUCGACGCUCUUCGGCACUUUCUGCUUCGCCUCCGCGCGGCAGUUCAUCCCAGAGGCGACGUUCACUCGGCUCCUCGCUUCUCUAGACGAGGCGUUGCAAGCACCGGAGAUCCAGAGCUCGCCGUACAAGCCGUGGUACGACCUCCAGCGCGAGUUCCUCGUGCGCGAUGAGAUUGGCCAGAUCGAGAUUGCGUUCUCUCCUGCUUGGAUGCACGAGGGGUGUAAAAAGGAGAAGAGCCGUCAUUUUACUAUGGCGUUGUUCAUCCAGCGUCCUUGGAGCCGUGGCUACGUUCACGCCAAGUCCGCGAACAUCGAAGACCCGCCCGAAAUUGAGCCCAACACCCUCACGUCGCCUGCUGACAUAGACACGAUCAUACUCGUAGAGGCAAUCAAGUUCGCAAUGAAGAUCGCAUCGACCGGAAAGUUCGGCGACCUCGUCGAGGAGUUCCUGGUCCCGUCUCCGACUUCUACGGACGAGCAACUCGUGGAGUACGUCAAGAAGACCGUGCGCUGUGCCCUACACCCUGCUGGGUCGGCGGCUAUGCUGCCCCGUGGUGCACAAGGAGUUUUAGACGACGAACUCAAGGUCUAUGGAACAUCCAAUCUUCGAGUGGCCGACGCAAGUAUGUUCCCGACUGCGCUUGGAACGCAUCCCCAAGCUACCUUGUACGGCCUAGCACACCGCGCUGCAGACUUUAUCACCGGUCGUUAACAGAAUAUGUGCGCUUGUCUUGAGGGGGGCUUUUGUAUCGCUUGUUGUCAGCUUGUAUGUGUACCGCCGGUGUACGGCCCUGUAGAUAUGCAUGGUCUAUGUGAACAUGACACUACAGGCAAACCGCCUCAUUCUAGUGCCUAAAAUCAACAAGAAAAUGACCUGGAAUGGAAUCAUUUCCAGCAAUAUUUUCCCUUGUCGAAAAGACGUUAAAUAGUUUUCAUGUUCUAGCCGAUUUUCAGGCGGCGGAAAUCAGAUCCC
Molecule: messenger RNA, 2104 nt
Organism: Coniophora puteana RWD-64-598 SS2
Lineage: Eukaryota; Fungi; Basidiomycota; Agaricomycetes; Boletales; Coniophoraceae
Product: alcohol oxidase
Exons: 21
Coding region: 53-1843 (596 amino acids)
Molecular function (GO): flavin adenine dinucleotide binding; oxidoreductase activity, acting on CH-OH group of donors
Source: RefSeq, a predicted model, not a curated record